Messenger RNA from Lates calcarifer (barramundi perch), 7931 nucleotides. It is a transcript of the gene dip2ba, whose product is annotated as disco-interacting protein 2 homolog Ba. Lineage: Eukaryota; Metazoa; Chordata; Actinopteri; Centropomidae. The record is from RefSeq and is a predicted model, not a curated record.
CUCGCUCGUUGCCGUUGGUGAGUUUCUUCCAUUAUGGCGGAGCGGCCAGCCGUGCGGAUGGACUGUCUCUCCCACUCUGAUGCUUGUUUCGCGUCUUGAGGAGGGAGGGUGUUUUAUUUUUCAUUUUUUAACAUUAACCCGGCGACAGACUGGUUUCUUUUCAACUCGACAACACUCUUGUUUAUCGGCGAAGCCAUGGCAGACCGCGGCGUGGAUUUGUCCGCCCUGCCAAAAGAGGUUAGAGACCAGUUGGCGGAGUUGGAUCUGGAGCUGUCUGAAGGUGACAUCACGCAGAAGGGCUAUGAGAAGAAGAGAGCCAAGCUGCUGGCCUCCUACAUCCCCCAUUUGCCAAAUGUGGGUCUGUCUCUGCCAGAUGUACAGCUUUCCCCAGGCCACAGUGCGGACCCCAGCCCAAGUCCUGAGGCCCCGGGCCCCUCCACCUCUUCAGCCUCCAGACACCACCGUGCACACCGCAGUGGAGGGGCCAGAGAUGAGCGCUACAGAUCAGACAUCCACACGGAGGCUGUGCAGGCAGCACUGGCCAAACACAAAGAAGAGAAGAUGGCGCUACCCAUGCCAACCAAGAGACGCUCAGCCUUUGUCCAGUCUCCCAUAGAUACCUGCACACCUCCAGACACAUCUUCUGCAUCAGAGGAUGAGGGCUCACUGCGCAGAAAGGCGGCUCUCAGCGCAGUGCUGGCUCAGAGCCUGCAGAGCCCCGAUUACUGGAUCAACCGUUCCGUCCAAAGCUCCUCCACAUCCUCGUCUGCUUCCUCCACCCUCUCCCAUGGAGAGCCCAAGACCCAACCACAGCCCCAGCUUCAGCCAGCUGCCUCCGUGUUGGCCGACGUACUCGCCCACACACGCAUAGAAAACAGUGUCCCCCCAGAUGUGACAACCUCCACUCCCCAGGAGAGAGGGUCCAGGGUGGACCUGCCUCCGGCGGUCAGGGGCAUGAGCCGUGGACAAAGCCGCUCCAGCAUGCUGGAUACUGCUGACGGCGUGCCUGUCAACAGCAGGGUGUCCACUAAGAUCCAGCAGCUGUUGAACACACUCAAACGGCCCAAAAGACCACCACUCAGCGAAUUCUUCCUGGAUGACUCUGAGGAGAUUGUAGAAGUUCCCCAGCCGGACCCCAACACCCCAAAACCCGAGGGACGUCAAAUCAUCCCGGUGAAGGGGGAGCCCCUUGGAGUGGUCAGUAAUUGGCCUCCUGCCCUUCAGGCUGCUCUGGCCCGCUGGGGGGCCACCCAGGCCAAGAGUCCUGCCCUCACUGCUCUGGAUAUUACUGGCAAACCCCUCUACACACUCACAUAUGGAAAACUAUGGAGUCGCAGUCUGAAGCUGGCCUAUACACUGCUGAAUAAACUGGGCACCAAGACGGAGCCUGUCCUACAACCUGGAGAUCGGGUGGCCCUGGUGUAUCCCAAUAGUGACCCUGGCAUGUUCUGGGUGGCUUUCUAUGGCUGCUUGUUAGCUGAGGUCAUCCCUGUGCCCAUUGAGGUACCACUGUCACGACAGGAUGCAGGUAGCCAGCAGAUUGGGUUCCUGUUGGGCAGCUGUGGUGUUAGUCUGGCGCUGACCAGCGAGGUGUGUCUCAAAGGGCUGCCCAAGACGCCAAACGGAGAGAUCAUCCAGUUCAAAGGAUGGCCAAGAAUGAAAUGGGUGGUGACAGACACCAAGUACCUGACCAAACCCUCCAAAGACUGGCAGCCUCACAUCCCCACCGCCAACACAGACACCGCCUACAUAGAAUACAAAGCAAGUAAGGAGGGAACAGUGAUGGGAGUUGCUGUGUCCAAGAUCUCCAUGCUGACUCACUGUCAAGCCCUGACCCAGGCCUGUAACUACUGUGAAGGAGAGACACUGGUCAAUGUGUUGGACUGCAAGAAGGACAUGGGCCUGUGGCAUGGCGUCUUAACGAGUGUCAUGAACAGAAUCCACACCAUCACAGUGCCAUAUGCAGUCAUGAAAGCCUGUCCUAUGUCCUGGGUGCAGAGGGUCCACAUUCACAAAGCACGUGUGGCCUUGGUGAAGUGCCGUGACCUCCACUGGGCCAUGAUGGCCCACAAGGACCAGAGAGACACCAACUUGUCCUCCAUACGUAUGCUUAUUGUGGCUGAUGGAGCAAACCCAUGGUCUGUGUCGUCAUGUGAUGCCUUCCUGAAUGUGUUCCAGUCUCAUGGUCUGAAGCCUGAGGUCAUUUGUCCAUGUGCCACCUCUCCUGAGGCCUUAACUGUGGCUAUACGCAGGCCUGGUGCACGAGGAGCUCCACUGCCAGCCAGAGCCAUCCUGUCCAUGGGUGGGCUGAGCCACGGCGUGAUCAGGGUGAACACAGAGGACAAAAACUCUGCUCUCACUGUUCAGGAUGUGGGCCACAUUAUGCCUGGAGCUCUGAUGUGCAUUGUGAAACCAGAUGGGCCUCCUCAGCUGUGCAAGACAGAUGAAAUAGGAGAGAUUGUGAUCAACUCUCGGGCUGGAGGCACCAUGUAUUACGGCCUGCCUGGUGUCACCAAGAACACAUUUGAGGUGAUCCCUGUCAACCAAGCUGGAACACCCAUUGGAGAAAUCACUUUUACCCGAACUGGUCUGCUGGGAUUUGUAGGACCGGGGAGUCUGGUGUUUGUUGUGGGGAAGAUUGAAGGGCUGCUGAUGGUGAGCGGGCGACGCCACAACGCCGACGACCUGGUGGCCACAGCGCUCGCAGUGGAGCCUGUCAAAACCGUUUACAGGGGGAGGAUUGCUGUGUUCUCAGUGACAGUGUUUUAUGAUGAGAGGAUAGUGAUUGUGGCAGAGCAGAGGCCAGAUGCCAGUGAGGAGGACAGCUUCCAGUGGAUGAGUCGAGUACUGCAGGCCAUCGACAGUAUCCAUCAGGUUGGUCUGUACUGUCUCGCGCUCGUCCCAGCCAACACCCUCCCCAAGACGCCACUCGGAGGCAUUCACAUCUGCGAAACCAAGCAGAACUUUUUGGAAGGAAACCUGCACCCCUGUAAUAUCCUCAUGUGCCCUCACACCUGCGUUACUAACCUGCCCAAGCCACGACAGAAACAGCCAGUGGAUGUCGGCCCAGCUUCCAUGCUGGUCGGCAACUUGGUGGCGGGGAAACGGAUCGCUCAGGCUACAGGCAGAGAGCUGGGUGUGGUGGAGGACCAGGAUCUGAUCCGAAAGCACCAGUUCUUGUCUGAAGCUCUGCAAUGGAGAGCCCAAACCGACCCAGACCAUGUCCUGUAUGUGCUGCUCAAUGCCAAGGGGGUGGCAGUGUGCACAGCCACUUGUGCUCAGCUACACAAGAGAGCAGAGAAAAUCACAGCAACCUUAAUGGAGAGAGGAGGCCUCAACACAGGAGACAACGUGGUGCUGCUUUAUCCCCCAGGUAUUGACCUGAUCGCUGCCUUCUAUGGUUGCCUGUACGCGGGGGUCAUCCCUGUGACAGUGAGGCCUCCUCACCCACAGAACCUGGCUGCUACUCUCCCCACUGUCCGCAUGAUCAUCGACGUGAGCAAAGCAGCCUGCAUCCUCACCACUCAGCCUCUCAUGAGGAUCCUCAGGUCCAGGGAGGCUGCUGCCAGCGUCAACGUCAAGACAUGGCCCACAAUCAUUGACACAGACGAUCUCCCCAGAAAGCGGCCCCCGCACAUCUAUAAACCCCCCACAGCUGAGAUGCUGGCCUACUUGGACUUCAGUGUGUCCACCACAGGCAUGUUGACUGGAGUCAAGAUGUCUCAUGCUGCAGUCAGCACUCUGUGCCGCUCCAUUAAGCUGCAGUGUGAGCUCUACUCCUCACGCCAAAUAGCCAUCUGUCUGGACCCAUACUGUGGCCUGGGCUUCGUCCUGUGGUGCCUCUCCAGUGUUUACUCAGGUCACCAGUCCAUCCUUAUCCCUCCCCUGGAGCUGGAGAGCUCGCUGCCUCUGUGGCUGAGCACGCUCAGUCAGUACAAGAUCAGAGACACCUUCUGCUCCUACUCUGUCAUGGAGCUCUGCACCAAAGGCCUGGGCACCCAGACAGAGAUGCUGAAGGCGCGAGGUCUGAAUCUGUCGUGCGUGCGGAGCUGUGUGGUGAUAGCAGAGGAGCGGCCUCGUCUCGCUCUCACACAGUCCUUCUCCAAGCUCUUCAAAGACCUCGGCCUGUCGCCGCGCGCCGUCAGCACUGCCUUUGGCUCCAGGGUCAACCUGGCUAUCUGCCUGCAGGGAACUGCUGGACCAGACCCCUCCACCGUCUACGUUGACAUGAAGUCUCUGCGUCACGACAGGGUGAGGCUGGUGGAGCGAGGAGCGCCACAGAGUCUUCCACUCAUGGAGUCAGGCACUAUCCUGCCGGGAGUGAGGGUCAUCAUAGUCAACCCGGAGACCAGAGGCCCGCUGGGAGAUUCGCAUCUUGGGGAGAUCUGGGUGAACAGUCCUCACAGCGCCAGCGGCUACUACACCAUCUAUGGGGAGGAGAGCCUGCAGGCAGAUCAUUUCAACACCAGACUCAGCUUUGGGGAGCCCCACACUCUGUGGGCCAGGACGGGCUACCUAGGCUUCAUCAAGAGGACUGAGCUACUGGAUGCAAGCGGAGAUCGUCAUGAUGCCUUGUUUGUGGUGGGCUCCCUUGAUGAAACAUUGGAGUUAAGGGGCUUGCGAUAUCACCCCAUUGACAUCGAGACAUCUGUGUCCCGAGCCCAUCGCAGCAUCGCAGAGAGUGCUGUGUUUACAUGGACCAACCUGCUGGUGGUGGUGGCGGAGCUGAGCGGCUCGGAGCAGGAAGCCUUGGACCUGGUGCCCCUCGUCACCAACGUGGUCCUGGAGGAGCACCACCUCAUCGUCGGAGUGGUGGUCAUUGUGGACCCCGGGGUGAUCCCCAUCAACUCCAGAGGAGAGAAGCAGAGGAUGCACCUGCGAGACUCCUUCCUGGCAGACCAACUGGACCCCAUCUACGUGGCCUACAACAUGUGAACGCCCCCCCUACCAACCGAUGCAGAAAACUGAGCCAGGCUCUGAGGACAGACGUGAGGGAGAAGGAAUUGGGGUGCGUUUCGGUAGCAACCCCGAUGUUAAACCUCAGACACACACUCAAAACACCAAACAAUGCGGGAAUGCGAGCACAGUACCAGUGCUGUAAUGAGAACGUGCUUCCCUCUCAAAAACCGUUCCUUCUUUGCUUCCACCUGCUCGAUCGCUGCAGUCCAGGUUCACUGAGAUUUUCUCUCCUCUUAAUAGUAGACACACCUGUCAACUGGAGGAAAUUUGAUCAUCAUCCUCUCUGUGCAUCCCACUUCUCCCUCAUAGCCCCAAUUCAUGUUUUUUAUAAGACAUUUUCAAUUACAUACCUUCAUCAAAGAAAGAAAUCCUACCCUCCUUCCAUUCCUUGGUUUUUAUCCUGAACCAUUCAUCCCUGUGUGUUUGUGUUUUUCUUUUUUAACCCCCUCGGGGCAGGGUGGUGCACUGGAACUGCUGAGAGGAGCUGGAACUUUCCCCUUUGCACUUUGAAGUCCUUGCACCUCUGAGUCCACUUCCUGUCUCACCUGCCUCAAGAGGACACCCCCCACCCCACCCCACCACAUCCCCAGUUGUCUGCUGCUGUCACAAGGGCAAAUCCACAUCAGUAUUAAAAAGCGCCACCAGCAAGUGCAGCCCACAGGGGCGAUCCUGACAUAUUACCUUCUGACUAGGUGCACUGUGGCUUUCACCUCCCAUCACAUUCUGUACUUGCCAGCAGACAUGCUGUCAGCAUUCACACAUUACAAAAUGUCCUAAAAAAAAUACACUUGAAUCAUUUGUUGGUGUGGGAAAAGAAAGACUCAAACCUGGAUAGUAAAGAUAAAACAGACUCUUCAUUUGCAGUGUGACUAGGAGUUGGUAGUUCUCAUGAUUGUGAUAGUACUAAUUUUUUUAAAAGCACCAAUUUUCAGAAGAAGAGUUGAAGCUAUGCCUGGUGUUUAGGUGUGCAUGCUAAUUUGGAAGUCAAUUAAUGUCUACGUAAGGGUCAGAAAAAAAAGAAAAGAAAAAACAUUUAAAAAACACUUACUGCUGUUCUGAAAGUAUUUCCAGUAAUAAAUAUAUAUAUAUAUAUAUAUAUGUAUGCUGCAAGGACACUUCAUUUCCAGCCACCAUCUUUGUUUGGAUUAGGAAAUGCAGUUGCAACAUGGGAAACUUUUUUUUUUUUUAAAUCAUGCAUCAAACACAGCUUUUUUUUUCAUCCAAUCCUUUCAGGAUUGUGUAAAUAUUUUCAGAACAGUGGUAAAUGUCAAAGAUUUUUUUAAAUGUAGCUGGGAAAAACUGAUGUUUAGCUCUGCAGAUUCAAAUGUAAUGUUAAUAUUGUCAGGGCAACAGAUUUAGGCUUGACAGUUUGACUGCUUGGAAACAGCUGUUGACCAAAAAAAAACAAAACAAAAAAAACUAAACUCACUUGCUUGUUCUGGGACUUUUGACCAUAUCACACUGCCUUCAUUAACUUACAAAGUUCUCACAGUUGUCAUGGACUUCUAAAAGAUCUAAAACUGCUCAGAAUAAAGGAAGGUUUGAACAUCUAUAAGUCAACAAGCUGAGCAAACUCUGCUGCUGACGACCAUUCUAUAUGAUUCAAAGCUUCAGAAGAAGUGAGUAAGUAACCUUGAGUUGAUUUUUUUUUUUUUUGUCAAAGGCUAGAGAGAGUUUCACAGGAUAAUUCACUGUCACUUGAACUGAAGUGAGCUGCUAGCUUUAUGUCUGUGUGCAGUUUCCCAUCCUAAAACAAAGAACAUCAACAUUUAAUGUCAAUGUCACAGUCGAUGUGGUAAAUAAUCAGAAGGCAGAACAGUGCCUUUGAAAUUGCGCCAUUGUGGUAUUUCCGAUUAUGGACUUAUGAAUUUCUUAAAAAAAAAAAAGAUAUCAAGAAUGAGGACAGAACUUUGCCUUACUAAACCUGUGGAUCCACAGUUCUUUAUACAUUUAGUCACUCCUCUCUGGCUGUAACAUUAGUGUAUGUAAAGGUCUGUUCCUCAAAACCCAUUCAUAUCAUAAUUGUUCUUUUUUAGAGGAGAGGGGGUGUCUUGUAGUUUUUAAGUUUGCAUUCAUGUCUUUUUCAUUUCACCAUUACCAUUUUAAACCAAUUCCUUCUGAAUGUCUGUAACACUGAAAAAACGAAGUUAAAUUAAGAAUGAACAGCAAUCAGCAAGCAACUUGUGAUUUAAAAAUGGCAGAAUCCUCCUUUAACAGGAAAAGGGAGGUGAUAAAUGAGGGUAAGGAUAUUGUCUGUAUACUGUAUUCUAGAGGUCAAAUACUGUAUUACUGGUGUUCAUGUGUACAUGGAAAUGAACUUUGUCGAUUAGAAAAAAAAACUUGACUGAUCUUUCAUACUUGACAGCAUUUUUCUGCAUUGUUAAUUUAAUGGUAUCACAUUGCAAAACAGAAAAAAAGGUUUCAGAUUAUUUUGGCAGGAACAAUGUGCACUUUCCCAAUAUAACUUUGUGUCUGUGUGUGCAUGUACAAGAGGGAGUGCGUGUGAGUGCGUGUGUCCAGUUUAAUAGUGAUAUUUGGCUUUUCUGGUGCAACAAGGUUUGUCUUUUGUAAGAAAAUGAUCCCAGAAUAUUAAACCAUUUUUUAUUAUUUCUUCUUCUUUUUUUUUAAAUGUCGCCUCCACUGUAUUUUUAAUUCUUUUCAUCCAAAAUUGGAAUUUAAUAUAUUUUAUAGGGUUUUCAUCAAUAUUUUCCUGAUAUAAUCUUUCUUUAAAACUGCACAACUUCUGCAAACAGCUGGUUUGCUUUAGAAGCAGCUUGACACACAAUACAGUACAUCGAUAUAAACCACUUUUCAUUCAGUGAUGGACACUGACAACAUGUAUGCGAGCCAGUAUCUGGGACAAGUUAGAGUCACUCAUGAAUAACAAACUGAAACUUCUGAGCUGCUGUGUGAUAAUUGCUUUGUUGCUACUGUUUCACUCCGACAAGUUUUAAUAAAGUUUUAUAAUUUCA